AUGGAGAGACUUCCUACUGGUUUAAGGUUCGAGCCAACCGAAGAAGAGCUCAUUCUUAAUUACCUGCACAAUAAGAUCAUGUCCCUCCCAUUGCCCGCUGACAUACCAGUAAUCGAUGUCUUCAAAUCUGAUCCAUGGAAUUUGCCAGGUUAUACUUAUCAGCAAGUGAUUUACUUCUUCAGUACUACCGAUGAAGCUAAGUACCCAAAUGGAGACAUGCCCAACUGCUCUGGCCACUGGAAGGACACCGGCAUCAACAAAGAGAUAGUGGUUUGUAAGGGAACUGAUGUAAUAGUGGGCAUGAGGAAAACUCUUGUCUUUUACAAAGGAUACUCUCCCAACAGUUCCAUGACCGGUUGGGUCAAUUAUCAGUACAGCAUACCUGCUUCCGCCGCUGCCGACGGCCUCGACGGUUCAGUCAUCAGUCCCAUGAAAAAGAUCAAACUUUCGGAGGGAUCGGCUGAUGCUGCGGUUUCCAUGGAUAAUUACUGGGUUUUGAACAAGGUUUAUAGGAAAACGAUUGAUGCCAGGAUGAGGAUGAUGUUCCUCUCCUUUUGGAACGCUGCUCCUGCUCCUGCUUCUUCCGAUUCCAGUGUGAUUACGGUCGAAAAAUCUCUUACCCAUGAACCAGAUCAUCAGGAGGGCGGCAGCAGCAGCGGCAGCAGCAGAAGCAGCAGGAAGCCUUAG
Molecule: messenger RNA, 687 nt
Organism: Impatiens glandulifera
Lineage: Eukaryota; Viridiplantae; Streptophyta; Magnoliopsida; Ericales; Balsaminaceae
Product: NAC domain-containing protein 83-like
Exons: 3
Coding region: 1-687 (228 amino acids)
Biological process (GO): regulation of DNA-templated transcription
Molecular function (GO): DNA binding
Source: RefSeq, a predicted model, not a curated record